This is a messenger RNA of Saccostrea cuccullata (small rock oyster), 817 nucleotides long. RefSeq names its product dynactin subunit 1-like. The record is from RefSeq and is a predicted model, not a curated record. The transcript has a single exon. The annotation marks the transcript as partial. NCBI's taxonomy places the organism in Eukaryota, Metazoa, Mollusca, Bivalvia, Ostreida, Ostreidae.
AUGGGAACUUUGAGUCUUAUUUGUCUGCUUUUCUCUAUAUAUCAGACAUUUGGUCAGCUGAAUUCAAAAGAAGAUGCUUUACAAGCAACAAGUGUAUUGGAUAGUACCACAUCUGGUAAAGUAUCAAAAGUAUUUAGGGACAUCUUGAAUCAGGAAAGCUUAGUUCGGUUUUCAAUGGUACAGAAAAUGCAGAGUUUGAUGUUGGAUGUAGCAGAUAGCAAAAUUAAUAAUGAAUAUAUGAAAAAGAAACUUAAUGACGUAACAGAAGAGCUACACGCUGUUCACGCGAAGAAUCGUCGAAUGGAGCAGGAGAACGCCAGACUUCACCAGGAACUGAAGACCCUGAAUGAUCAAAAUAACCAUUCAAUACAAUCAUUAGAAAUACUCAAAAACCAAACUUCUCGUAUCCAGAAAGAAAAUGAGGGGAUAGCUUUUGAUACUACAGAAAUUAAAAAACAGCUCGAAGAGUUUAAUAAAACAUUUGGAUAUUUAAAUAUGACAAAUGAAGAAGUAAAAAAAGACUUUCAGAAGAAUAUUCAAGUUUUGAAGAAGGAGGUGAAAGAAAACAAAAACAGUAAUGAAGCACAGCAUUUAAGGUUAGAUGAUGUAAAAACUCUCUUAACAGAACAUAUUCAAAACUUUAAUGAAUCAAGGACUGUUUUCCAACAACAAUUAGAAAUUAUGAACAAACGGAUGGAGAACUUAGAAAAACACGAUAACUUAAGUACACGUAUUCAGACUGUUGAAGACAAUUUACAAAAGUUUUCACUUUCAGUGAAUGAUAUUCGUAUCCAACUGCAGAAAAUUGUAACAGCUG